Messenger RNA from Eruca vesicaria subsp. sativa (arugula), 828 nucleotides. Lineage: Eukaryota; Viridiplantae; Streptophyta; Magnoliopsida; Brassicales; Brassicaceae. The record is from the annotation of a GenBank genome assembly.
AUGGCGCGUCUAGUUUUUAUGUCAAAACGAGUGUGGUCUAAAUCCCAACAUGGUGUGUGGCGAUUCGAAGAUGAUCUUGCAGUAAUGCCUCAAUCAUUUCUUGUGCGGAGAAAUGAAGAAUAUCCAUCUCUGGAAAUGAAAGUUCGUAGUAUCUACAAUCUAGAACGUCAAGUACCACUUGUUGUAACGUUCCAGCUCCCACAAUGGAUGGUUGAGACGGAUGUUGAAACAGUCCCCCCCCCCCACAUCAUUCGGACAGACGAGGACAUUGACAUGCUACUCAGCGUUCACGAGUGGAACACAGACCCAAAAUUAUGUAUAGUGUUUGGUGCUCGAGAAGUUGCAAAGUACCACUACAUAUGCAUGAUUCCAUUUACUAUUGGUCGCCAGACCUAUCUUGGAGAAGGUGUCACCGAAGAACAGCAUCUUGCAAUGGUAAAUGCUAUAAUGACUGAAGGACAGAUUACAUGCAGUGAAGAAGUCAUUAAGUUUACUGGUUAUCUACCGAAGGAUCUUAACAUAGUAAACUCGGAUGACCAUCAAAUCCCCCAAUACCAAGUUCCAGUCGAGGUAUCUUCCACCGCCUCGUCAACUGAGCUGAACACCAGAGUUGAAAUAAGAGAUCUUAUUACCAACUCUACACUCGGAACAGAAUCAAAAUUUGGUAAUCUCAUCUCUGAGAAAGGUGAAAGUUCGAGAAGGGAAAAUGGAGAGGAAGUCAUAAAUGGUGAGAUGCAAGAUGCAACUGAUUUGACUACUCAGACUGCGCAGCGCAAUGCAGAUGGUGUGAGUGAUGGAAAUCGUUUUGGUGAACAGGGAGGAAAGUAA